AUGAACCAGCUGAAAUCUAACACCGCUAUGGCAGAUGGAAAAUCUGAAAAACUACCUGACGAAAAUUUUGUGUUCGACUCGUCGGAGGAUGAAGAAAUCUCAAUGAUAUUUGGAUUUAAGGAGGACGACGCUCAACAAAAACUUAUCAGUUUUCCCAAAUCAAUUCGUAUUGUGAUUAGCCCAGAUCUCCAAGCUGAAAUCGGCGUAGAAAUCGGCCCAACUAUUAGUGCCGAACAUCCUUGGAAACAAAUUAAAAAGGACGUGCUUGAAGACCAUAUUUCGGAUAAAACAAAAGAGCAACAGCUUUUGAAGGAGAUGUUGAAAGAUUUGGAGUCUGGCAAACUUAUUCUUAUUGGUUAUUCACCUGAAUUAUCAAACGAAGAAGACAUAUUUACAGUUUUCCUAGAUGACCGUGAAAUGAAAGAGGCUAGCGAAAUUAUAAAACGCCUUGAAUUACUUGAAAGACAUAAGGCACGAGCUGUACUCAAGAAAUGCUCUAAUAAAUGGAAAGAUCAUGGAAGCCACAACAAGGUGCAAAGUUUUAUUCCAAUCACGCGGAACAAUGUUGUCAAUUUGGAAACUCAAAGCAUAUUUCCUGUCAAACGAUGUAGUUACGAUUUCAAUAAUCGUUUUGUAAAUGAUGCAAGAGAUGGAUAUAUAGAAUUAGUUCCCGGCAAGGCAGAUUUCGUAAAUGUAUAUCGCAUGCAAGUGGAUUUUGCCGUACAAACAAAUUCACCAAAAAUUCACCGAGCUCAACAAACUGAUCCAACGUUUCCCACGAAUGCUUGGUCCCAAUACUUGUAUGAGAUAACUGAAGAAGAAAAACAAGCUGCGAACAAGUCGAGUGCUGUUAUCGAUGAAAAAUCUCAGUCACCAAAAGCCAAUAACUACGUCCAGGAGCUACUCAAUACGCUGGAGUUCAAUCAAGUCGACAUGUACAAAAAUGACUAUCCAUUUAUUUCCAAGAAAAAAGUUCACAAGUAUCAUACGCCGAUUGUUGAAGAAUGUCUGAGUUUUGCAGAUCGUGCAAAAUGCGAGAAUCGAUAUGUUUCAGCAUUGCAUUGGCAUCCGGAAGUAACAGGCAUUUUUGCUGCAGCUUAUAAUUUUAAAACUAUACGAACCACUGAAAAACUUUAUGACCGCAAUGCAAGCGAUCCGGUUAAUAGAAUUAUAUUCGAGAAAAACCCUGUAUUGGUGUGGGGCUUCGACGAUACGCUUACCCCAAAGUUAGAACUUAGAUCUAGUCGUGAAGUUACGACGUUGUCAUUUUGUCCUUACGAUGCUAAUUUACUCCUGGGAGGUUUGACGAAUGGUCAACUAAUCAUAUGGGACCUAAAAGGCCAGUUAGAGCUAAUCGAAAAGAUGGAUGAAACGUCUACCAAGCAAAUGCAUAAUAGGAUCAAAAUUAGAAAACAAAUGGGUUGGUGUGCAAUUGAAGAAGACGACCGUACUGUUGAACCAGUUGCUAUCAGUGCACUAGAUAAAUCACCUCGACAACAGAUCCUUGUGAUAAAAUGGUUGCCGCGAAACUAUUAUUGUGCAACAACUGGACAAAUUCGAGCCCAUGCAGAAAAAUUACAUCGCUUUAUAUUAACAGCAUCCAUUGACGGCUCUAUAUGUUUUUGGGAUUUAGAUUUUACAGUUCCAUCGAUGAAAAAAGCUACACAGACUACCAAAACUGUGACAGGAAGCGAUUUUUCGCCUUAUCAAUGCUUAGAUAACGUAUUUUAUCCCAUAUUUCGAAUUAAAUGUGAUACUCCAAUCACUUCGGUGUCAAUUGAUGAAUCGGUUUUCAAAUUUGUUCCGGUAGCAUUUGAUAGACGAGAAAAAGAUUAUAAACAAGAUGAUAUUGCAGCUAAAAUUCAAUAUCACGUUGAACCUGUACCAAUCGAAUAUCAAAUGAAGGUAGUAAUUGGUACCGCAUUGGGAGAGAUCGUUAGUGGCGACUGGGAAGGACAUGAUUUUGAUCAAGGAGCCACUACCAAUGAAGAAAAUUUAAAAUCGAAGGCGAAAUUCGCGUCAAUUCAUGAUGGCCCAGUGUUGGAAAUUGAAAGGAAUCCAUUUUGUUCGGAGAUAUUUUUAAGUAUAGGCGGUCACAUUUUAGCAUUGUGGAGUGAAAAUUGCCAGGAUUCGGCCAUAUUUUGGAGACAACGAAAAAUUCUUGUUAUUGGCGCAAGAUGGAGUUUGGAUCGGCCAUCAGUUUUUUUUAUUACCGAUAGUAAUGGUGACUUAGAAAUUUGGGAUGUUCUUGUUAGAAUUGACGCUCCUUGCAUGAUAACUAGUUUAGGUGGACAUAUACUAAGUUACGUGUUGCAGCACAAACUGCCUACUGCAAAAAAAUAUUUAGCUGUGGCUGAUUAUAACAGUAACAUACGUAUAUUGACUAUCCCUCUCGCUUUCUGUGAACAAGUUUCAAACGAAAAAGUGAAAUUUAUGAAAAUUAUUCAGCACGAGCUGUCACGCAAAAAGUCGCAAGACAAUUGGGUUCAAACUUAUUACGAUGCACAUAAGGAAACUAUAGAAAGCCAGCUUAAAGCGAAACGUGAAGCUAAAGAACUUGCUGAACGUAUGGAAAUUGAACAAAAAGAGCAUGCGGAAUUUUUGAAGCGUCAGGCUACUGAAGAAGCUAAAAAGAAAGCAAAACAAGAUGCCGAAAAGCGUGUUGACCUCGCUAAACGCUUAGAAGCUAAAUGGAGACAAAAAAGUUACAAGCGGUUAUUACAUAGUAUGAUGGCAAGAAGAAAUAUUAGUCCACGGCAUUUAGCGAAACAAAUGCAACCCGAAGGAGAAAGAAGGAAGUACAAUGAAGAGAAACGUUUAGCGAUCGCAGGAGAUUUAGCUCGUAUUGAUGCAGAUUAUAAUGAUAUCAAAUUUCAACUCUUGCCAAUAGAUAAGACCACAAUGGCAAGAAGUGAGAAACUGCGAAAACACGUUGAUAAAUUUAAAGAUGAAAUGAUAGACUACCAUCGUGUAGAAGCUGAAGCUAAGGAUGUAUUGAACUGCUUUCAAUUACUACCAGUUGCUAAUUUCACUGACGUCUUGGUAAAAGGAAGGCAACGCAGGGAAUUAAUUAACCGCGAAUCAGGGUCAAAUUUGGAGCACAUGGAGAACUACGAACGUAAAAAAAGUCAACGUGAACUAGCUGCGGAUGAAGCUCGCGAGGAAAUAGAUAGCAUAACGAGCAAUAUGAGUCCCGAUGCCUUGCAACGGGCACGUUGCGUAACUUUUAUUGAUGAUGUUCCCGAUGAGUUACGUAAACAAAUAAAUGACGAUCAUGAAAUUGAAUCCCCACGUAAAAACACACCAGUACAGGAGGAAUAA
Sabethes cyaneus is the source of this 3321-nucleotide messenger RNA. It is a transcript of the gene mmm, whose product is annotated as dynein axonemal intermediate chain 3. Gene Ontology annotation, cellular component: inner dynein arm. The record is from RefSeq and is a predicted model, not a curated record. Bases 1 to 3321 code for a protein of 1106 amino acids. NCBI's taxonomy places the organism in Eukaryota, Metazoa, Arthropoda, Insecta, Diptera, Culicidae. Gene Ontology annotation, molecular function: dynein heavy chain binding; dynein light chain binding. Gene Ontology annotation, biological process: cilium movement involved in cell motility; inner dynein arm assembly. The transcript has 4 exons.